UAGCAGGCGGCGGUAUCAGUCGCUGUUCGACGUUCGGCGCGUGAGGUCGCGAGUGAGAUACGUCACGGGUCGCGUCAAGGUUGCGCCGAAAAUUACGGGAACAGUGCCGAAAGAACGGAGAGAAGAACGACGAUGCGCGACGAGGCGUCGUGUUCGCGAGAUCGAGCCGUGCUGAGGCACGACUGAACGCCAGUGACACCUCCUCGCGAGCCAGCAGCCUGAAAAUACAUAUUACAUUAUAUCCUUCGACAUCGCUCGAGCGUGCUCGUCGGAGGCUAAUAGGCCGGGCCUGUCGGUAGGAAAAUGGCGGCGCAUCUUCCGCGACGGAGACGUCGCACGACGGCGACAGGCAUCUGAAGAGCCGCAUCUGACGAGGAAACGACCGGUUCUUCAAGGGAUCCCUCAUUUUCCCGGCGAGUCUUCGAUCUGUCAAACGAAGAAUCCUUAUCUGGACCAACGUCGCGAGGAGAGACGUGCGUGAUAAAAACAACAACGCUCUCGUGUAGAAAAACAGAAAGAGAGAGAGAAAGGACGUGAAGAGUGAAGUUGGCUGCGACUGAAGAAUCGAAAAGCCGAAGAAUCGAAUUUCGUUCGAUCCUCCGGAAGUGGCUCUUAUGCGAGUGCGCGCCGCGCGUCAGCGGCCCCGACAGUGGCAACAACCGCGGUGACAAGUGUCUCGUCGGCGGGGCGACGUCAUCUCCUCGCCACCGUCUCAUCUCCGCGAUCGCCGGAGGAUGAUACCGCGAUCGGUCGUCAUCGUCCGCGAGUCACGCGCGCGAACACCCGGUCGCGAUCGGCGUUGAGCCGCGACGAACGACAUCAUCGCCGGCGGUGGAUUCCUCGCGGAUCCGCGACGGCGGUCAGCAUCACGAUCAUCACGGCGGACUACCGGCUGCGGCGGAAGUUCAGGGAAGAUGAGGACGAGAAGCGUCCGCGACGGCGGCAUGGCGAGCUUCCUCGCCCUGGCUGUUCUCUUCUUGUUCCACGCGUCGUGCCCUGUGGAUGGAUACCUGAAGUGCUAUUGUGACAUUUGCCAAGAAACCAAUUACACGUGCGAAACUGAUGGCUAUUGUUUCGCCAGUACGAGCUUGGAAAAUGGCAUUAUCACGUAUGCUCGGAGGUGUUACAAUAAGACGAGCUUCUUUCCGGAUGCCAAAUUCUCGGUCUGGUGCACCAGUAUGCUGUCCAAUGAUGGCAUCGAAUGUUGUGAUCAUUCCGACUACUGCAAUCGCGAUCUAAGGCCUUCUUUUCCCACUCAGUCCAGAGGUCGGUCGUAUUCUAGCUUCGCAAGCCACCUCGAAGGAGUGCCGUCGAGCGGCGAUGACGCGACGUGGGUCACCUGGAAAAUGGCCUUGACGAUAGCACUGCCAAUAUGCGCGAUCUGCGUGAUCGUUAUGGUCAUCUAUCAUAUACACAUGACCAAAAAGAGACCGGCCAGACACUUCCCGGACGAUUCGCUGGAGGCCCCGGACCGGCCAAUUCUGGGCGGCGUCACCAUCAGGGACAUGUUGGAGAUGACUACGAGCGGCAGUGGCUCGGUAGGCCUGCCGCUUCUGGUACAGCGGAGCAUAGCGCGCCAGAUCCAGCUCGUGGAGACGAUCGGAAAGGGUCGUUUCGGCGAGGUUUGGCGCGGUCGUUGGCGCGGCGAGAAUGUCGCCGUGAAAAUCUUUAGCUCGCGAGAGGAGAGAUCCUGGUUUCGAGAAGCGGAGAUCUAUCAGACGGUGAUGUUGAGGCAUGACAACAUCCUAGGUUUCAUCGCUGCCGAUAAUAAAGAUAACGGUACAUGGACACAAUUGUGGCUGAUAACGGAUUAUCACGAGAAGGGUUCCCUCUUCGAUUACCUCAACAGAUCAACCGUCGACACGAACGGUAUGAUAAGGAUGGCCUUGUCGAUCGCUACCGGCUUGGCGCAUCUUCACAUGGAUAUAGUUGGCACGCAAGGCAAGCCGGCUAUCGCUCAUCGGGACCUGAAGUCAAAAAAUAUCCUUGUGAAGACUAAUGGUACCUGCGCCAUAGGCGACCUCGGAUUAGCCGUCAGGCACGACGUAAUCACGGAUACCGUCGACAUUCAGCUCAACAACAGAGUCGGCACGAAGCGAUACAUGGCGCCCGAGGUUCUUGAAGAGACGAUAAACAUGAACCACUUCGACUCGUUCAAGAGGGCCGACGUGUACGCGCUCGGCCUUAUCCUUUGGGAGAUCGCUAGGCGUUGCAACGUCGGCGGGAUUCACGAUGAGUAUCAGCUGCCCUUUUACGAUUUGGUGCCUUCCGAUCCAACUAUCGAGGAAAUGCGGAAAGUCGUGUGCAUAGACCGACAACGGCCGUCGAUACCAAAUCGAUGGCAGUCGAUCGAAGCACUGCAGGUAAUGUCAAAGGUAAUGAAGGAAUGUUGGUACCAUAACGCCGCCGCUAGGCUAACCGCACUCAGGAUCAAGAAAUCGCUCGCUAAUUACGGCGCAAUGGAGGACCUGAAAUAGAUUAAGCUUUUGCCGGAUUCUUCGACAGCUGCUAGAAAAUCGAUUGAUAUAUAUGCGCGAAAAAUUUUGAUUGGUAUAUUGCUAUCAAAAAAAUUCGAUGCAAUAGAACAGAACUUUUGGUAGCGUAAAUAGAUAUUCUUCGAAAAUCGUACGAAGAAAGACCGACUGUAAUUAUGGGAUUUCGUUAUGCGAGAUUAAUCCCGAGUUUCGAAUAAGAAUACUGUACGAGUAUAAUUGGUAUAAUCAUGUUGGGCUCUCUGCGGCAAGCUGUGAACAGAAAAAAUAAAAUGGAUUUUCAAGCGUGUUGAUCGAUUUGAACGACUGAUAGCGUACAAAUACUAAGAGAAAACAUGAUUAUUUUAAUUUUCCGAUGAUUAGUUACUCGAGCGAAUAGAUCGAUAGAAAAUCGCGUCGUUCGGUUAAUUGAACGAUUGUUCGGUUAUGCAUCGCACAAAUUUACAUGCGCAAACACACAUGCACACACACUCUGCUGCAUAUUUAUUACAAUAAUACUAAUG
This is a messenger RNA of Nylanderia fulva, 2995 nucleotides long. RefSeq names its product TGF-beta receptor type-1 babo (gene babo). Gene Ontology annotation, biological process: cell surface receptor protein serine/threonine kinase signaling pathway; cellular response to growth factor stimulus; protein phosphorylation. Gene Ontology annotation, molecular function: transmembrane receptor protein serine/threonine kinase activity; ATP binding. NCBI's taxonomy places the organism in Eukaryota, Metazoa, Arthropoda, Insecta, Hymenoptera, Formicidae. Gene Ontology annotation, cellular component: plasma membrane; signaling receptor complex. The record is from RefSeq and is a predicted model, not a curated record.